AUGGAGACCACGCUCACCCAUCGUCCGUGGGAGCCUACCACGACGGGGCCUCAAAACGCUCCGAUGACCUCGGCGCAGACGCUCCCCUCGAUAUCCACUCUCACGGCGAGUAUGUCCAGCAAUAUCACCCUUCCCGCAGAGAAGUCACCCGGGAACGCUUCAUUGAACACAAUAGAGCGGGACUCGGGUAAUUGGUCGAUGCCACAGAGCAAAAGAUCCUCCACCUACUCCACGGCGACCAACGGGACCGGCAACUAUCCUUCUCUCUCCUUCCUUACCUCCUCCCAACCUUCUCCCAAUCGAGGCUCAGUCUCCGACCGGUCUCCCUACCCCAAUGACCACUCCAAUGCAAACACACCCUCCUCCGCCGGCGCUCAUCCGUCGCCCAACUUCGCCUCUCAACCCAACCCAGCACUUCCCUCCAUCAAUCAGAAUUUCGACGCCCCGUCUCAACGUGGUAGCAUUGCAGAGCCAGCUGAAUCGCGGCGCAGCAGUAUCGAUAGCAGGAUGAACCAGGGGAUCAGCUCGCUAGCUAUCAACCCCACAUCGCCUUAUCACAGCACGAACGCCUCGCAGACGUCGAUCGUGUCCGGGUUGCAGAGGGAGCGGGGAAUCUCCAUGGAUGUGAACAUGAAUAGUGCGUACCGAGGCCCUCGCUACUCUGGGGGGCAGCCUCUCUCGCCGCUAGGCCCGCGAGCCGGCGAGCACCGUGGGUUUGCGGCUGGCCGCACUGCUCCCGCCAUCUCAUCGAAUCCACGCUCUGAGAUCUAUAACGCGGAGGCGCCCACGGCCGGUCUUGCCUACGCGUUUCCCGAUCCGGAUGUAGCACGGUCUAAUUCGAUCUCGUCGACUAACGACAAAGCUCCGCAUCCAUUCUCGAGAAAAGGAAGCACUGCUGAUUCGCUAGCCAGUAGUAUAUAUUCAGACUCACGCUUGCCGCGUGGACAGCAUGAACUUCCGCAGAAUGUGCAUCAUCAUCCCCUGCAGCAUAAGCAGGUUACUAAUCUCCUCGGAGAACCCGAGCCACCCUCCAAUAGUACCCCGUACAGUCGCACACCGGAGCUCCGAGUGACUCACAAGUUGGCGGAGCGCAAACGGCGAAGCGAGAUGAAGGAUUGCUUCGAGGCAUUGCGCAUGCGACUUCCUCAGAGCCAGAACAACAAGUCCAGUAAAUGGGAGACUCUGACAAGAGCCAUUGAAUAUAUCGGACAGCUGGAAAAGAUGUUGAGCAAUGCCCGGCGCGAGAAUGAUGUUUUGAGAAAUGAGCUCGAGGAGAUGCGCUCUCAGCUCAGCCAACAGCAAGCUCCAGGGCAAUCUCGGCCCCCGUCAAUAUUCGAGCAUCAUCCGAUGGGCGGUCCGCAGGCCAACGGACAGGCCCAUGGCCCGGUCUUUUCCAAUUACCACCCUCCCGCCUCUACUAUGGUGCAAGAUCAACCUCGUACCUUACCUCCACUUGUGAAUGGAUCCAUGGCCCCAAUGCAGGGUGUGCAAUAUACGGAUGAACGACGGUAA
Messenger RNA from Aspergillus clavatus NRRL 1, 1512 nucleotides. Its product is annotated as putative HLH transcription factor (Hpa3). The transcript has 4 exons. Gene Ontology annotation, cellular component: RNA polymerase II transcription regulator complex. Bases 1 to 1512 code for a protein of 503 amino acids. Gene Ontology annotation, biological process: positive regulation of transcription by RNA polymerase II. Gene Ontology annotation, molecular function: DNA-binding transcription factor activity; protein dimerization activity. NCBI's taxonomy places the organism in Eukaryota, Fungi, Ascomycota, Eurotiomycetes, Eurotiales, Aspergillaceae. The record is from RefSeq and is a predicted model, not a curated record.